Molecule: messenger RNA, 741 nt
Organism: Dermacentor silvarum
Lineage: Eukaryota; Metazoa; Arthropoda; Arachnida; Ixodida; Ixodidae
Product: serine/threonine-protein kinase 19-like
Exons: 5
Coding region: 1-741 (246 amino acids)
Biological process (GO): positive regulation of Ras protein signal transduction; protein phosphorylation
Molecular function (GO): protein serine/threonine kinase activity
Source: RefSeq, a predicted model, not a curated record
AUGCGGGCCAGGAAACGCCUCUGCUGCCCGGCCGAACCGUUUGAGAUUGCCAACGGCCAAGACGCGGCCGUGCUGCCAAGCCUACACUUCGACUUGCCGAGCCAGCGCGUCGCCGGAGAGACAAAGUCAGCGCUGCAGAUGCUGCGCUCCUCAUUCCCGUCGGACAAGUUCUUGGCCGGCUUUCCAGCUAUCGCCAUGAGGCACCAGCUCUACGCCAUGGUCCAGAACAGAGUAGACGUCGACAACGCGUUGUUGGGGCCGCACGAAACAGAUGCAGCAGUGCUGUUUACAGAGGACUACCUCAUUUAUGUGCGGCAGCGGAGUGGACAUAAUCCCGCAGUAGAGAAGUUCCUGGAAAAGGUUGUCAUGCGAUCCCAGAACAUCAGCUGCAGCCACACUUCUUUGGCCAUGGAGUACAGUCUGUGCGAUAACGAAAUCAGUGAACUGGAGCACUUGGGACUGCUGGUGCCACGUGGAAUUGGCAGCGAUGGCUACCACUGGUGGCUCGGCGUUCCUGGCGCAGUCUGCUUCCUGAGGACACUCGCCCGCGGCCGCGUUGCCCUCCUCCAGAUGCUCCGAAGGUCCAAGCACCAAGAGCUGUCACGUGCCGAACUGGAAAGUCAGCGGUUACCCCGUGGGACCAAGCUGGCUAUUGGGCAUUUCAUCUACGAUGCCAUAGGGGCCAACCUCGUGACUUGCGUGAAGACAACGUCUGGAGAUGUGCUCAGGCUGAGGGAGUGA